This is a messenger RNA of Columba livia (rock pigeon), 18905 nucleotides long. Its product is annotated as C-type lectin domain family 4 member D. The record is from RefSeq and is a predicted model, not a curated record. The coding region runs from base 11343 to 11954 and encodes 203 amino acids. The transcript is spliced from 7 exons. NCBI's taxonomy places the organism in Eukaryota, Metazoa, Chordata, Aves, Columbiformes, Columbidae.
AACCCCCAAAACCACAAACACCAGCCAAACACCCCUCCAAAACUAACCAACCAAAGGCAAUGAACAAAAAACCCCAACAAAACACCACCAUAAAAAACCCCAAUGCAUGGAAACAGACUUGAGUGUGUGUGUGUGUAUGAUGCUUGAAAAGAAUGGAUAAAACUAGCAAGUGAGAAAACUUAGCUGCCCUGCCAUUUAGCACUUCAGGUAUUAGAGGCUUCUACACAAUGAAAAUGUUUUCAGAAUUGAUUCUUGCCGUGCUUCUAAAUGGGAAGCAGUCUGUGCUGACUGCAGGGAUGUGCAAGGUAAGUUGAGUGGUCCCUUUGUCAAGGAGCAGCAAGGGCAGGCUGCUCUGAAAGGAAGAGCAAGCUGGAAGCUGAGUCACAGCAAGGCAGACAGAGGCAGUGGCCUUGCUGACAAAGGAACAGCCCCACAGUGCCUGAGCAGGAAGGUCAGAGCAGGUCAGGAUGAGGAUUUACAUCAGCAGGGUUCACGUCCAGGCAUGGUCAUGGCUGCACUAACUCGGGCAGGAAUCAGGGGUAAGAACCUUGGCUGAUACAAACUCACAGGCAAGCCUACCAGAGGCUUCUCAAAGCCAGACACCUGUAUUAUUUAAGAUGGACCUCAGUCCAGGCAGCCAGUCCACCAGAAGAUGAAAAAUAUGCUCAUGGCCCUGAUGUUCUGUCAAGCCUUGUGGCAGCCAUCUCUUCUUGCACAGCUUGGUGUUCCUCUGCCAGACAGCAAAGCUCUAUGUAUGUCUGUGUUAAAAGUACAGUCUUGUGGCCUUGGUAAAGAUGAGAAGUCUUAAUCUUUUAAGUCAGCUGCUUGAAUGAGACUGGUAAAUACAGGUGUCAUUGUCAAAUAUUCUAGCAUCUGUGGUGGCAAAAAAACCCCACCACAACAACAAACAAAAAAAACCUCACAAAACAAAACACACUACAUUUCUUUGGAUCUAGGAGCAAAGCUGUUAUCCAAUUUUGGUGAAUAUGGUGGAUAUGUUGUGUAGGUCCUGGCCAGGCAGAAGGUGAAGGGUCUUGUCCAUGGGCUAUGGUGAAGCUUAUCUGAGUUUUCAAUAAGCACUUGUAGCAAAAAGCCUCAGAGAGUAUUUCUUCAGAGUAGGAUUUUCAGGUGAGGUAUACCUAAGGGAUGUGCUGGGAUAUACUCCUGUUUGUGCAUAGAGAAACGUAGAGGACUGGGAUACAGUUCAUGAGGGAGAGUUUAGACCUGUCUGGAAAUUCUCCUGGUCCCCAUGUCUUUUGUCACAGUGAGGCUUGCUAGAAUGCAACAACUUAAUGUGUCUUAUGUAAAUCUUCUCCUAUUUGGUGAUGAUCAGGAACAGUCUUCUUGUCCACAGUGGGAAAAGCUGGCUAUGACUAUAAAUCACUAGUAAAAUGAUUUGGCCUGUGACUGGAAGGGCUGAAUCCUUCAAUCUCUUCCUGCACUCUGUUGCUGGUGGUUUCUUGUAAUGCAGCAGAAGCUAGUAUGCAGGCUACUUGAGGCCUACAGUCUCUGGUGUUGCUAGCAAUCAAAACCAGGGUAGCUGCUUGCUCACUCCAAGCCCUCCUGCCCCCCAAGUAGAGGAGAGAAUUGAAAGGGAAGAGAGAAACGCAUGGGUUGAGAUAAAAAUGGUUUAAUAAUGUAACAGAAAAUACUAAUAUCCUACUAAUAAGAUAUAUAUUAAAAAUAUAUAUAAAGUGAUAAUGCAGUCCUCAUGAACUCCAUCCACACUGAUCAACCAGCACCCUUGUCUUGGAACAGCCGGAGCUGGGGAGAGAGAGACAUCAAAAAGGCAGAAAAGACCUAAAGGCCAACUGCAAAAUGACAGAAUGGCAAAAGGCUGAACUAAUGGAACGGAACUGAACCUGAAUGGAUCUCACAAACCAGAAAAGCUGACUCCGAUUAUAUAUGUAGCAUGAUGCUAAUACUAUGAAAUACUUUCAUUGGUCAGUCUGGUUGUCAGUCAAAGUCUGUCUGAUCUAUGCUUCCUUUCCUAGCUGCCUCGCACCUGACAAUAGAAGUGCCCCAAGUGAAACUCCAAACCGUUAGGGGUGAGAAAUCCUCUAGAUAUGUGCCAGUGUUCUCUGACAUGCUCUGCCACCCAUGACCAUCUAGCCUCAAGGCAAAUCUGUGGGUGUUAUUCUUAAAAAAUCUUUGUGUAACUUUGUACAUGAUCUGAGAUACAUUCAGGAAACACAGCAAUAAAAGCAUGCUAGCUUGAAUAUCCCCAGGAUAUGCAAAGUUCUCAAAAAUGGUUGUACCUAAGCCAAAGGAGAAAAGGGAGGUGAUAAAACGGGGGAAAAUUCCACUUCCCCUCCAUCUUCCUUGUAGGUCGGGUGUGAUUACUAAUCAAGUCCGAGAGGUGGUGCCUGAGGUACGUGAAUGACAACAGUGGUAUGUAAAAAUAGCAACAUAAUCAUGAAACAAGAGAAAUCAGCAUCUCGUAAGUUGAUAUUGCACAGGACAUUAAUAUGAUCUCCCAGAGAUCGUAAACAGCACUGCAGGGGAUACAGAGGGCAUGUAAGAAUUCAUGUAGCACAGCCAUAUAGAGAAACAAAGCAACAUCAUGACCAGCGACUACUAAUAUAUACUAACAUAGUAAAUGCAUAUUUUAACACGCUCUGGUCAGGUGGGUUGUUAUCCCAACCCUUCACAUCUCCUACCAGGCUUGCCAAAAAGGACUGUUGUAAUUUAGCCUUAACCCCAGAUGGCAAGUAAAAUCACUUACUGGUUGCUCACCCCUCCCCUGCCCCCUGUGGGAUAGGCAGGAGAAUCAGGAAAGAAAAGGCAAAACUCCUGGGUAAAACUACUCCUUUGACUAGUUUUGGGUCAGCAGUCCUGGCUGUGUCAUUCCCCCACCUACCUGUGGAAAUUAACCCUAUCUUGGACAACCCAGCACAGUUACAUUUUUUUCUCUCCUGUCUAAUUGAGGAGGGGGAAUCACAGAGUAGCUUUGGUGGGCACCUUGUGUCCAGCCAGGGUCAACUCACCACACUAGGCAACCCAUUGAGUGCUCACUAUUAUAUGAACAAUAGAUUCUCAGUCUAGAGACUGGUUUGGGUCUUUUUCUUCCAAACUAAUAGCUUUGUCCAUGCUAAUAGGAAAAGCACAUUGCAGGAUGUAGUGCCCUUCUAGUUUGAUAGCAUAAUUUUGCUGGCUGCUAUUAGCUAUAGCUGUGUGUCCUCGUCCAGAGUUGGAGCUAUGACAGACAUUCCUUGAAGCUUCUUCUGAGCAUGGGAAAAUCAGUCAGCAGGAGCUGGUGCCUGCAGUGGCUCCUGACCAGAGCCAUGUUUUGCCAGCUGUCACUGCUGGGAGCCUACGUUGAAUUUCCUGCAUCACUUGUGUUUGGGGCAGGCCAGCCAGAUAAUUUGCAAUGGUCUGCUUUCCCUUUUCUUUCAUAAGCAUUUUAGAAUGGCAACUCCAGCAUGUUGAGGCAGAGUCAGCUGUCUUGGAGACCAGGUUUUUAAUCCUUGAAGUAGUCUGAAGAGACAUUCCCUGAAGGAGGAGGGAGCUGCCUGUAGCUUGCAGCCUUUGUGUUGAGUCUUGUGCUUUAGGGAUGUAAAGAGUUGUGGUGCUACCCUGCUCUUCUAGCAUGGUCUGGAAAGCCUAGGUUGGUGACACCUGUGACAGGGCUUGCAAAUCCAGUCUCAUCUGUGACCAUGUGCUACCACCUGCUGCCCUUUGUUGCAGGACUUUUGGCAAUCCCUGGGCUCAGCCACUGUCUCCAGGAACCAGCUGGGCCCCCCGCAAUCGGGAGUUGUGGGGGAUGCAGGCAAACAUCACCUGCAACCUAGCUAGCACUGGUGAAGAGCUCUCUUAAAAGAAAUUGCAGCUGGCAUCUGUCAGCAAGAGUAUGCUGACUCCUGAGUUGGCUGCCCGCAGUGAUCUCCCCUGGGCAGGGGACAUCUGUGCCUCAGGGUCGGAUGUGAGCAAGGGCUAGAUCUGGGUAUGGAGGAAGCCACAAAGCAGAACUGCAGCAUCUGGAGGUGUCCCCAGGAGCAUCUGAGAUGGGAAGGGAAGGGAAGGGGAGUCUUUCUCACACAGGAGGCACAAAGGAGGAAGGUAAAAUCAUAAGAUGACGGAAGAAGGACUUUGGUAGGUCUGGUUUAAAACAGUCCAGAACAGCUUUGGGUGACAGCAGAGUUUGUAAUGGCUUUUAUUGAAUACUUCCUUCAGUCCAAUAGCAGCUCUGCCUUCAUGGCCACCAGUGCCAUAACUUGUCAGCAAAUGCUUUCCUGAAUGAUUUAAAACUGACUCCUGCUCAAGUUUACAGAAGCAUGGUUUAAAGAUUUUUUUUUCUUCUUCUUCCCUCUUGGGAGUUUGACAGUAACAGAACUGGAGCUUUCAAAAGCAGAAAUGUUCUGCUAUCCUAAUGCCCUCUGAGCUUCAGUGCCUUCAUGCACUUUAGCUUAGUGUAGGGCUUGAAACUGAGAUGCCCCGGUCUUGUGGUCUGCCAUUGCAUGUAUGUCUGUGUAUGUGUGUUGUCUUUAAAGUUUGGCCCAUACAAACUGAACUCCUCCUGUUCUUUUUUGAAGUGAAGUUUGAGCACUUGUCUGUGAGCUUAGGUUAUUAAGCUAACUGCUAAAAGAUGUGUGGAGGUGCUGCAUCAGUAGUGCCACACAAACUGUGUGGAGGAUUGGAGAAUAUGUAUUAAGGGGCUAUAGAUGUGGCAGCAUAGGCUACAUGUCUGGUGCAGUAUUAGAGGGUACUGUCACUAGUACCUGAAGCUGAAGCCAAUACCAUGGGUACAUGUAUAAGGCAUGCUUGGGAAAUGACAAUGAAGCUGUGAGAUAAUGGAUCUGUAUGUGUCCUCUGUUGGCUUUGGCUGGAUAAUUUCUCAGUUCUGUUCUGAAGAAACAAUCCUGGGUUAAUGGUAUAUGUAAAGAGGCAUGUUGGGGCUUCUUGUCUGUUGGAGGGCUCCCUGGAUACUGUUCUUGCUUCUCUUAUUCCUUCACUUAAACCUGAGGAAUUUUGGGAGCCUGUCAUCACAGGUGAACACAUGACUUGCCAUUUCUGAAGCUGAGUUUGAGCUCCCUCAGCUCAGAUAGCUUUGGGACAUGGUGUGUUCUACUUGAAACCCUCAGGUCUUCCAAAAACUUGGCAGAGAUGAGGGGGAGGAGGAAUGCAGAAACCCUUUUGGGGAGUAACACCUCUUUCCCAUCUCUCCUACUUUUCUUUCCUUUCACCACAUUCUGCAUGGUACUGCAACCAUAGCAUUUUGAGUAGCUGCUGGGCUUCAAAAUGCUUCAGUAUCACUCUAGGUGGUUUUGUUCAAGACAAAGUGUUGCUGCUGACAGGGCUCUGUGUGGUGAUGCGCUACCACCUGCCAGAAAUUAGUGUCCUUGCAGUGCUAGCUCCUCUUUUAUACCUCCGACUCUUUGCUCUCACCUCCCUUUCUCACUCCCAGUUGAGUUCUUCUCUGUUUCUUUUUCACCCUUGGAUGUUCAAGUGUCCUCUUCUCUGAGCUUCCUCAGCUCUGUAUAAUCCAUCUCCUCCUAAGUCUCCUGGUGUAUGGCACCCUGGUUCACCUUCUGUCAUCAGGAGAGGUGGCAAAUGACCUUUCAGAAGGGUUCUCUUCUCCCUGCAGCUCUGGCCAGUGUUGUCAGCCACGCACAAGGGCAUAGGAUGCCUUUCUCUCAGGUCCCAGCAGGCUGCAGUGCUUUCACACUGUCCCCUAGAGUUGGGGGAACCCAGCUCCUGCAGUAAGAACUGUAGCAUCCUGCCCUUCCCUUCAUUAGCCAGUUCCUUGCAGCAGGGUACACAGUGGGAUCACUUGUUGCUAGAUCCACUCUAACCAGUCAGAUCGCUCAGAACCUCUCAAGAAACUCUGGCUGCCUGAAUCCCCUUUGAUUAGAUAUCUGUCGUCCCUUACUAACCACUCAGUGCCAGGCCUUGGGGCCCCAUUCCCCAGGCUUCAGUGCCUUUUUAUGUUCUUCCCUUGACUGCAAGGGCUCUGCUUUCUCUUUUUUAGCUCCAUGGCCAAUUCUGUCUUAAUCCCUGGGAGAGGAUUAAUGCAAUGUGGAGAGGGAAGAUUCACUUCUGAUGCUGUUCCUCACUCUGGUGCAGAGACAAAAAGCCAAGACUGGGUUUAGGCUCUCUGAGUGACCUGGAGGACUGCACUAGCUAGAGGUUCCAUAAAAGGAGGUGAUAGCAGGACUGUCCUGUCAGUGGCCAGCUAGGGUCCUAUUACAGACAUGGUAGAGUUCUGUAGGUGCUUUCCAUCCACUGAGAGAACUGACCAUUAAUUUAUACUGACCUUUCCUGUCUGCUUACAAUGAAAACAUCAACCUUCUUAUCUCAUGGCUGUCCACUUUCCUCAGAAGUGUUUGCUGAGGAACAGGUAGCUGAAUUAUUCUCAUACAUAUGAUUAUUGACACUUUCUAAGAACUACAAGAGGCAGGAUUCCUUACAAGAGACUUAAAAUUGACCCUUCCCAGAGUACAUCAUACUUAUACACAUCCAAUAACUUUAUUAUUUUGUUAUAGUUUCUAUAAACUUGGCCACUACAGAUGUCAAACCUUUAGCUUCCUAGUCUCCUUAGACUUUUCCCCUUCUCCUUCUUUGUUAUAUUCCUUGCCAUCCUGUGGUUUGGUGAUUAAAAGAUGGUUUUAGGCAAGAGGCCAUCAACUGCUGUUAGCAACUGUUUCACCCCCAAAUUUCUUGGGAACCCAUGGGACUGCCUUGCCCAGACCUUCUAAUUCUAUGCCUUUUACGCAAUCACUUUUAUUUUUGACAUGUCCUUUGGUUUAAUCCCCCACAAAAAAGUGCUUUUUUUUUGAGAUAAUUUCUUGAGUUUCUUCCACUGUCACAAAUAAUUAAUUUAGCUUUGUUUCCAUGAGAGCAGAGCUCUUCAGUUUUCUUCAAAGCUUGGGUAAAGGUUUCUGGUUUCAGUAACUAUAGCAAAGGGUUUAUUUACUAGUUCUGAUGGUUUCUGCUAGUUGCUUUUCAGACUCUUUUACCUUUGCUUUGUUGUGUUUCUAAUAACUGAUAAUUUAAUAAUUGAAGUUGUAGUCAUUUCAGUUUUUCUCAUUUGAAUGCAAGGUCAGCUUGUUGAAGAAUACAUACAGAUAAUCCCUUUGUCUUGACAUUUUGGAAAUGUCAGCUUGCUUUUGCCAUUUUUCAAAUCUUCUAAAGAGGUGGUAGGUAUUGGCUUUGGGCUGCCAAUGCAAUGACCCUGUGUAACCUUUGUGCCACCUAUGAUGACCAAAUUCCCUCAGCUGCCCCUCUCCAUUCUGGCAGGCUUGUAAGAAGUACCUCACUUCCCUGCAGCUUCUACCACAGCAGUGUUCAACUUCUGAAGGGGAUUUUUUUUUAAUAUGUGGGGUCACAACAUUAGUCCUUCUCUUUGCUUAUGAAUUCAAUUUUAAGUCAACUGGUUCAGCUUGAUUUUCAAAAGAAGUAAGGCACAUGCAAUGGUGCUGUCUCCUCUGCCAUUACAUGGACCUGCUCACUAAAUUGGGUGAAACCACCUAUGAGAUGAAAGGCUUGCCGAUAUACCUUACUUGAACUUCACUGACAGCGAGGGACGAAGAGCGUUAGUGCUUCUGCUGCCUUCUUUUUGGGUCAGCUAGCCAAAUUGUAUCUGCACAGUUUGCAGAGCAACCACCUAAAGGCAGCAGCUGGAGCAUGAGUAAGGAGAGAAAGCAGGACUGUUGUGGUGGGCAAACAUAUGAGUCCUAGGAAGAAGCUGGGGCUUGUGAGGUAUGAGGGAGUUAGGAGCAUGGGAAGUACCUGGCAGUGCUGAGUGGGGUUGAGAUGAAAGAUGUCUGUGGGGAAGCACAGGUAUUGUGGGAGGACAAGGGUAUACUGCAUGGGGGCAGGGCACAACAUAGGUGGAAGUGGAAGGAAGGAACUGAGGAAGAGCAAUGCAAAUACAAGGAAUAACUCCAGGCACUAGUACAGCCUAGGGGUGGACCUGCUGGAAAGCAGCACUGCAGGGAAAGACUUGGGAGUUCUGGUCGACAACAGGUUGAUAAUGAGUCAGCAAUGUGCCCUUGUGGCCAAGAAGGCCAACAGUAUCCUAGGGUGCAUUAAGAAGCGUGUGACCAGCAGGUCGAGGGAGGUUUUCCUGCCCCUCUGCCCUGGUGAGGCCGCAUCUGGAGUACUGCGUCCAGUUCUGAGAGAGCUGCGUCUGUUCAGCCUGGAGAAGAGAAGGCUGUGAGGGGAUCUUAUCAGUGUUUACAAAAAUCAGAAGGGUGGGUGGCAAGAGGAUGGGACCAGACUCUUUUUAGUGGUGCCCAACGAUAGGAUGAGAGGCAACAGGUACAGACUGAAGCAUAGGAGGUUUCAUCUAAACAUGAGGAGAAACUUCUUUGAGAGUAUCAGAGCACUGGAACAGGCUGCCCAGAGAGGUUGUGGAGUCUCCUUCUCUGGAGACAUUAAAAACCCUCCUGGAUGCAUUGCUCUGACCUGCUCUGGGUGAACCAGGUGAGUUGGAUUAGAUGAUCUCCAGAGGUCCCUUCCAACCCUAACAAUUCUGUGAUUCUGUGAAACAAAGUGUGAAUUGUUUUUUUGUGUGUAUGUGGUUGUUUUGGUUUUUUUUUAAUUAAUGUUUGGUUUUUGGGGUGUUUUUUUGUUUGGUUGUUUGGUUUUUCUUGGUUUUCGUCCCUGAAACUAACUGCUGGGCUUGAUUCUUCCUAUAUCACAGCCAUUGACAUGCCGUCAGUGCAUAUGAAAUUCAAAGCACAAAUUUUACCUUCAGAAAUAUCAGCUCACUGUUUAUCCACAAGAGACCAUCAUUGUAUCCUAUGGAAGUACAGUUCAGGGUCGAUUUUUGACAGUAAAUAACAACUCUGAUGGCUGAGAAGGAAGAACUGAGCUGUUUCCUGAUGUCUGAGUGCAGUCUACUUUAUUCUAGUAAAAUCAGGAAAUGGAUUGUGAAUUUGCAUUUGAAAUAUCUCAGCUGUGUUUGGAGAUGUGUUUCAAUGGCAAAAUGCUAAUGAAGCCACACUGUGACUUCUUUCUCUGUCUGCUGAUUGUAUUUCCCAUUUCUUCCGAGUGGAAAGUUUGAAACUGCCAGUAAGUAAGUCUUUUCCCCAUGAGACUGAGAGUCUGCUUUGGUUUGGUUUGCAAGGGACACAAGGGAAGCACACAGAGGAUUAUUCUAACUGAAAUCUCCACAUGAAAUUUGGGAACAUAACAAGGUUUCACCAAAUGCUUAGGGAGGCUUAGUUCCAGUGAGAGGCCCAAUCCUGAAGAUGAAGGAAAGUGCUGGAAGGAUGUUGGAAAGAAAAGCAGGGAGCAUGUAUCUUCUCAAGGGACCAGGCUUCUGUCCUGCUGCUGCUCUUCUUGUAUAAUAGUCACCCUCUUUGCACACAAUAUAAAAAGUAGAAGUGAAGCCAGCUCAGAAUACAUGAGACAUGAGGAGACUCCUUGGUAAUGAAAUCCAGCUACAUAUGCUCCAGUCUGUUUAGGAGCAGUUAUCCAUAAUCUGUGUUCAGAUGUCCACUACAUCCCUCCUUUACCUUCUGUCACAUUGUUCUCCUGUAUUGUCUAAUUGUUGUUCUUCCUUGCACUGUCCUAUCUCACCUCCAGCUCUGCCCUGUGUACCGUCCAUUCUGGUGCCCUGGAUGUCCUGCUAGUGUGUCAUUCUGAUCUGCCUUGAGGAAAUUCCGGCUAGACAAACUAGCCAAGAAUAGCUUCCUCCUUCUUCCUUCUGGUUGUUUUGGAUACCUUAUUGUGGCUUUUCAAUACUUGGAGGGGACUUACAAGGAAGAUGGAGAGAGACUUUUUACCAGCACCUGUAGUGACAGGACAAGGGGCAAAGGUUUUAACUGGAAGAAGCUAGAUCUAGAUUAGAUAUAAGGAAGAAAUUCUUUAUGAUGAGGGUGGUAAGACACAGGAACAUGUUGCCCAGAGAAGCUGUGGUUGCCUUGUCAUUGGAAGUGUUCCAGGUGAGGUUGGACAGGGCUGUGAGCAGCCUGGUCUGGUGAAAGAUGUCCCUACCCAUAGCAGGGGCGUUGGAUCGAUGUUUUAUUAAAGAUCUCUUCCAACCCAAACCAUUCUGUGAUUCCUGAGUCCUGUCUGCUGACUGAACCCUUUACACCCUUUUUCUCCAGGGUGUCAUAACUCAUUGGCAUUUCUCAGCACAUAUCUCAGCAGCCAUUUCUCCUAAUUGUCUCAUUGUUUCCUUUCAACAUCUGCCUCAGCUUGAAAUCAGACUAAGCUGUAGCCUUGACAUUUUUCCCAAGGUAAUAUCAGAGACCUUUACCAGAAAGCAGAAAAGGGAGAGAAAUUACAGUGUUGGACCAAAAAUAUAAACCAGGUCUUUUCAGCCUCUUUUCAGAAACGGAGCCUGACUCCCUGAAGCAAGCACUGCUCUGAACUUGCACAGGCUGUAAAUCAGGUGUGUGCUCUCUCAAUAACCUCUCAAACCAUCAAACCCAAUUUCUUUUUAUUCCACUUUGCUUAUUAUUUUCCCUGAUCUGGCCUCAUCCUUUUCUGUUUAUCCUUGGAUAUAUACAAAAUCUGAGUAUUUCUAUUCCUCUGCCUAAGGCUGAAAUUCCUCAUGUUCACUUCUACAGGAACAGUUUCUUGUUUGAGAUUAUUUUUCUAGUGUUAGCUGCCCACUGGGACUGACUUCCUAGGAUGCGACAUAGCAUGCAGUAUUUUAUGUAGCAAAUGCAAGUUAACUGCAAGAGACAAGUAAGGGCAGAAUGCAUUUUGUAUUGGACUGUGCUACAAGUUAACCUGCACUAAGACCCAUGAUAGCUGCAAACCUAAAAGCAAUGACAGAAUUGCUAAUGGACAAAGAAAGGCAUGAAGAUAAGGGAAAGAAAUAGGAUAAAAAGAAGGGUGAAAAAGGAAAAAAAAAAAGAUCUUAAAACUUAUCAGCUGAGAUUUUGAUAUGAGGAAGGAGAAGUGCAAUUUCCUUUUUGGUUUUUAGGUUCUCAUUUUUCUUUUCUCUCUCAGAAGUUUCCAUAGUGCAAUUUCCUGGGUGAUUUCCUGGGCUUAGAAACAGAAAAACUGUUCAGGGCAUUUCUUAGCUCCAAGGAAUUCUCAGGUUAUUGCCAGUGCUUCCAGUGUUCAGCACAGCCUUCUUUGACAGACAGGCUGAAUGAGUAGAUGGGAAAGGCUCAGUAACUUAUUGGUGUCUCUCUCUGGACCAAGGACCAAAAAGGACCACUUUUUACAUAGCAAAACUAAGGACAGGGAUCAGUGAUCACACUCUGAUUAAAUGGCAUCAGAAAUCACCUAUGCUGAGGUGAAGUUCAAGAAUGCAUCACCGGCUGCAGUGGUUGAAGCUGUCCCUUGAAUUUGUACAUCCUUGGUAUGUGGGCUGACUGAAGCAUAGUUGACUGUGGUGCUGUGUUUGGUGUAUUCCUUCACUAUUAGUACCUCCUGAAAUGAAGAAGCAUGAGCACCAUCCCCAGAAAUACCCGCCUUGGCUCCCAUGGCUGAUCUCACUACUGCUCGUCCUGGUGUGCAUUGUCCUCAUUGUUCUCCUUGUCAUGAUGCCCUUCACCCAUAUCACUGACCAGCCUGCAACCCUACAGCAGAAAUUUAUGGAGUGGUGGUGCAUUUCAGCAGUGCCACAAGACAAAGGGCGAGGCUGGAUGUGCUGCCCAAAGGGGUGGAAACGCUUUCAAGAAAGCUGCUAUUAUCUGUCAGAUGAUAAGAUGGGAUGGGCUGAGAGUAAGCAGAACUGCACUGGGAUGGACUCCCACCUGGUGGUGAUCAACAGUGAAGCAGAGCAGGUUUUCCUCACUAAGGAUCUAGAACAUUUCUCACAAAGAAAUUACUAUAUCGGUCUGAGUGCACAGAAAGUGGGCCAGUGGCAGUGGGUGGACCAGACUCCACUUAAUGAGUCAGCAGCGUUCUGGCGGACAAACGAACCAAGUAAUGUGGAUGCUGAGAUGUGCGUUGUAAUCCAUACGAUUUCACAAAUACACAACUGGAAUGAUGCCCGAUGUGAGAAACAUUAUCGAAUUUGUGAAGCUGCAGCAGUAACUGUGUGAUGGAGUCACCCUCAUGCUGAGUAAAACUGAGGGAUGAAUAGUGAGCUGGGAAGAGCCGAGGGCUGUGUUGGGAGGGAUUUGGGGCCCUGAAUCCUGUAUCUUUACUAUGUUGAAUGGGACAAAGUGAGCAGAAGUGAUAUUGCCCUGUGUCCAGCACCCUCAGUGCAUGUAUCAGCUCAAGGAACUCACGAAGGCUCAGGAUCAUCAAAGCUUCUGUGUUGUCUUCCCUCUGAGUCAGUCAGGCAGCCACUGGCUGAAAAGAGCUUGACUUCUUCAGGAGCAAGAAAGAGGAAUGGAACACAUGUUCCAAACUCUGAUUUCCUUUGUUUUCUUGAGCAGAUGUGUCUGUUUUUUCUUGGGACACACAGAGAACGUCCUCUAGUUGCAUUGGUUUUGCUGAAUAAAUGUGGAUUUCCUAUACAACAUUCAAUCAAUGCAAAAGUCUGUGUGUGAUCGCUCUCUUUUUCCCUCUCUAAGCUGCAGGUGUUUUGUAUAAGCAGGAUCAAAAGAUAUUGCUGUGCCAGGACAAAGCCUUAUGCAACUACCACAGUACACAUUGUGUCUACCCAGUAAGAGUAAACCCUUCAGAGGCAAUCUGGCUAUGCAGUCCCAUGGCACACAGUCAAAGAUCUGCAGGGGACUGGGCACAGGAAACCAGCUCUAGGGAUGUUAUGACUAUUUGUUUCCGUGGCAGAAAGUCUUGCCCAGGAGAGUAACAGAAACUUGUGUCAGGGGUCUGACCUGCUCAUGGUUGAUUUAAUAUGAGGAGAAUCCUCUCUCUGUGCCUCAAAGAGAGGGGAGAAUUUGUACUAGAGACAAGGUAACCAGGAGAUUUGCCUUCCUAAAUCAAUUAAUGAGAGUAGUUCUAUGAACAACAGUGGGUGGUGGCAGGAGCUGUUGAAUCCCGUAGCCCAGCAGAGGCAAGGCUGCUGCAGCUCUCUGUCCCCAGCUCCAAAUGGUAGUGAGACCAAACACGUAUGUACAAUAUGUACACACCCAGAUACAUAUAGAAGAAAAAGAAUAUGUACACAUAAGAAGCCACACAGGUCAACACAGAUAGAAAGCACUGACAUAAAAACAAGUUCAUGUUGUAAUCCACUGGAAGGCAGAAGUACACCUGAGCUGGGACAAUUUUCCACAUGAAUAAGAGCCGUUGUCUUCAAAUUUCUGAAGCUGCAGCAUCAACUGUCUGAUGGAGGAAACCUCACCCUGAGUAAAACUGAGAGACCAGCAGUGACCUGACAAGAACACAGAAGAUUUUUUGGAAUGGGUGUGUAUGCUGGAGUCUGCAUCUUUACUCUGAAAGGUGGGAAUACGUGAGUGGAAGUGACAUGGUCAGGCAGUUGGUGAGCACUGAGCUUCUCUUCUCCAGGCUGAACUGAUCUUUCUCAGCCUCUCCUCAUAUGGAAGAUGCUCCGAAAGAUGCUCCAAAAUAUGCUACAUUUGUCUUUUCAAGACAUAGGAAAUGUCCCUCAAUUACUUGUGCCUGACAAAGACACUGGCUUUGCAAUGAGAUGGGCCUUUUCCUGUAGCUUAUUUGGACACACGUUUAAUGGUAUGGUCAGCUGUCUGGGUAAGAACCUGCAGAGUACAAUCCAGCAUUGUCCUCAUGACUUGGGUGAUUCUCCAGACAGCAGACCGUAUUCCCUCUCUGUCCUCUUGGCAGCAUUCACUCUGUGGCCUGUUACCAUUACUCAGUGCGAGGAUGUGCUGCAUGAUGGGCUGGAGAUGCUUUCAAAAAUGCUGCUACUACAUAAUGAUUGAACAGAUGUCCUGGAAUGAAAGCAAGGACACCAGCACAUGGUUGGGGUCCCACACGGUCGUGAUCAAUACAGAAGCAAAUCAGGUAAGUGGGAAUCUUCCCAUAGGAGAUCCUCAAAUUAGCCAGGGUCUUCUCUCCUGAAGUCUCUGGUUGUGACCCUGGAUAUUGACCUGCUACCUCCUCGAAAGAUCCUGAACUCAAACAUCUCGUAGUCAUCACAGCCAAGCCUGCCGUCAGCCUUUACAUCACAAAUCAGUUCUUCCUCAUUUGUAAGUGUGAGAUCCAGCAGAGCAUGUCUCCUCAUCAGGUUACCUCCAUACCUGAGUCAGGUUACCACCAACGCACUCCAGAAACCUCCUGGAUUGCUUGUACUUGGCUGCUGAAAACCAAGCUUGGAAACUGCUGCACGAACUGCUAAGCCUGCUGUCUGCCUCUGUCAGCUGUGCUCUCAUGCAUACUGCUGGGGCUCAGAACUGUGGAGCUAGUCUUCGGUCCUUCAAAGUGCAAAGAAAGCAAGCAUAUUGGGAAGAACUUCCCAUGGGAUUAAGUCUCUCUUCCUGUAUUGGCACAACUGGUAGUGCUUCCUCUGUGUUUUCUGCCUUUCACUUUGACAGUAUUCCGUUAUAGACUGCUUGCCUUUAUUUGACUGUUGCAAAUCAUUCUGAAUUCAACAAAACUGGAAAGCAGGAGUCCCCAGGGUAUCCGAGUUGAUGGAGAAACUGCUCUCUACCCUGGAGAAUGAGUUCCAUUCUCCAAUCUCCAAUCCAACAAGUUCGUUUCUGAAUGUGAGCACACUUGCUGUUCUUUGGUAGUGCUUGGAACCCUCUCAUGCAUUCUCCAUCCUAUUUCAGGUGGCUGGUUGAUUCUAAAACCAAGCACCUUCAGUACUCCCAACAUGUGGUUUGCUGUGUUUCCACCUCUUAAACAGAAGCUGCAGCUAAUUUCUUGUGUGCUAUAAAUUUGCAGAAAUUUUGAUGAAGUUUCAUCUUCCAGCUUCUUUUAUUCAGCUUCUCAGAUCCAGAGUACCUCUGAGGGAAGUUCCAUUCUGUCUUGUCCUUCAACCUUGAGUCCUGCAAGACACCUUGUAACUGCAAUAUUUUCCUUAGUUCAUGUCCCGUUGAUCUUGUCUGUGUCCAUGCUGUGCUUGUUGACUCUCGUCUGUACUGAAGGAUCCGUGAAAGUAGAUUCAAGGUUCUCAGGUGCCUCUUCCAGGAGUGCACUUUUUAUAACCGAGUACCACUGUCUUCACUGGUUCAAGGACAGGAGUCCCUGGCAAUUCUGCAUGGCCAGGUGGAACCCUGUUGUUCCAGCACACUGAUCUGACACAUACAUUUGUGAAGUGAAAUAACCAAGUGUCCCUAGUGAAGUUCUUCAAGGCUGGAGCAGGUAGAGAGCAGCUGAGAGUCUCUACUUGCACAACUGUGGGAAGACACACAGGAAGACUGAGGUCAUUGAUACAUGCUUUCCCCAAGUGUGCUGCUGGUGUUUAUGAAGCAGGAAAGAGAAAUGAGUUCCUGCCAUUUUGGAAAUAUAGGAUACUUGCAAUGGUACCAAAGCCUUCCACUGAGGCCCAGCUGCCUGGCACCAAGACUACUGAGGAGUUUCUGUGCAGGCCAGUGCAGACUUUGGCUACCGUCAGCACUUUGAGACUAUUUGUCCCAGAGUGGGACAGAGCUGUUAGUCACCUGAAUGUUGUAAGGUCAGCUUUUGAUUUGCUGAGAACAGUAGCUUGGUUUGUGGUGCUGAAAAGAAAGUUUGCUGUCUCUCUGCUUCAGACCCUGUGCACAGACUGAAGCACUUUCAUGGGAGGGUGCUUGCAUAGACCUUCAUCUUGUCACAUGGCCUGAUGGCAACAACUGAUAAAACAGGAAUGUGAAUAUAAAUAGCUGUGUGAAUUGAAUUCCUGAAACUAUCCGAGAGGCCUUUUGCCCCAAACCCGCUAAUAUCAGAAAGGAAUAUAACCAUCAACUGGCUUAACAGUAACCAGGGAAUUAGUGAAAGGAUUUUGAGGCACAGAAGAAUCAGUCUGAAAGAAAAAGUUUAGAAUAAGGAAGAACAUUUUUAACAGAGAAUAAAGAAGGAAGUGGCAGUCAAAAUCUGUUUUGACAUUUGCUCUGCAACAUUUCAACCUCUGUCUGUAACAGAGUACCUCCUUGUUGGAUGCUGUGGAUAGACAACAUUCCCAGCAGUAAAGAAUGGAACACACACAGACCCACAACUUCAGUGUGCAUAUGUGACCUUGUGGUUUCUCACUGGCCUCUGGGUUAGCAAACUGCAGGAAGUGGCACAGGUACAUGAACCUCCAUCUUCAGCAAAGUGUGUGAGAACAGGGGAACCUCUGGUCCCAGCAAAGGGGAUGUGUUCUUGCAGUCUGCACGUACUGUGGCAGGGGUGGGAGACGGGAGGUUGCACGAAUAAUCAUGUGAAUCUGUGUGUAUGUGAGGGUUAGAGCUUUUGGGAAUUAUUUACUUAAAGAUGUUCAGGAAUUUGUAGAUGUCUGGUAUUGUGCUUUAUCUGCUGGAUUGCUAAUACUGAUCUUCAAUAUACAGGUCAUGGUUUGUCAAUUAAUUAUGUGGCAUGAAUAAAUCACUAAACUGCUUAGAUCCAUCCUGAUUAGAUUUAAACCACAUAAGCUGAGUACAUUUUCCUUCUAACUGUUUUGCAUCCAUACUGAUCAGCUGAAGUCAGCUCCCUGCCUAUAUCACAAGAGCAAGUAUAUUUUAGAGCAAUAACAGAUAAAAUGCAUUCACAUUUUAGGGUCUCUGUGGUGCAAUUCUAUUCUGUUCUGCAGCAUGACAGCUGGAAACUUUUUACAAUGUCACUUGAGAAUCUCUCAUUAUGUUGUGAAUCCAGUAGCUAGUGACUUCUAGAAGCUCAUACCUUCUACAACAAUACAGCAAGCACAUGUAUGGAUGAUCUUUCCAAUGCAACAGAGCUGUUGGAUGGUUUGACUCUGCCUGCAGCCUGUUGUGCACAAAAAUCAUUCUCAGAGGAUGUUUUCUACACACACUUUAGGCUUGUCUUCCUUUGUAACCAGCUUUGUGCCCUGCUUUUUUGAGUCUUCAACUGACGUGUUUGCGCUAUUAUGUUAGCUAUCCCAUUCCUUCCUCAGUGCAUCUGUGUCUGCCUCUUCACAGAAGAAACUAGCUGAGGGAACAUGGAAGAGCAAAGGCUGUGUACCCACCCUAGUCCAUUCAGAGUACAACAAGGGACAUUUUAUCCUCCAGAGUUUUGAAUCAAGUCACCUUAAGCAGUGCUAGAAGUACCGUGAAUGGCUGUGCCUUUUGUAGUCAUUACCAAGUAAAACUUCGUGAUCUGUAAGGCACGGGGAUUCUGGCAGCAUCUAGUCAUCCCUUCUGACCUUCAGGUCUAUAAUGACAGGUCACAUGCAAUCCCUCCACUCAAAGUUCCAUCGUCUUUUUCUGAGCAAUUAGUUAAAAACAGUGAUGUCAAGUUCUCUGGGUUACUGGGCUCAGGCUUCAUACGAGGACUUGUCCAGAUCAAGUCACAGAUGUGCUUUCCUGUCAUUUUCUGACUCCCUUUUGCAGGUUGUUUUGAAUGGGUAUAGCCCUUUGCUGGCAAAUACCAGCAGUGUAGACAUUUUCACAGACAUAUCAGGGAAGAACAAACACCAAAGAGGUAAAGUCAGUAGUAUGUCCUGUGAAACUGUUUGAAUAUGUGCAAAAGGAGGCUGUCAGAGCUGAAAUGAUACUACUCUUCAUCUGUUUUCAUUUGUUUCUGUGAUUUUCUGUGUUGCAAUGAGCAUCUUGUGAAAUAUUCUGGCAGAGAAAUGAUGAAAAUUCCCCCAUCUCCAUGUGAUGUGGGGAACAUCCAGGAUACAGCUUUUUCUGCAUGUUGAAUUAGAGAUUGUGAAGUCUCCUCACUAGUGUGGGAGCUGCUCUACUGCAGUCUUCUGUACAGGAGGAAGGCAGUAUUCAUGGCCAUAUUGUCAUGUAGAGUCUUGGUGGAGAAGAGUGGUACUACGAUAGAGAUAAUGAAUCAUCGAGGCAGAGUCUGUCCUGGAACUGCAGGUAAACACAAAGCCUUCCUUUCUGUCAUCUUGUAAAAGGAGGAGGAGGUGGGUGAAAAUAGAGGGCUGGGAUAGGUAACGGGCACCUUAGAGUGGCUUGUCCCCUAUCAGCAGAAGGGGUUUAGGACAAGAGCAAAGCAAGACAUGAGGAAACUGAGGAGUGCCCAGGCUGGGAGCAUGGCGUUUUUCCCAGAGCCAGGGAAAAUGAAAGUUUUUCCUUACAAUACAUCUAUUAAUUACUAGUAAAAUAUAAGCUAAGUAUUCUGCUUCUAAACAACACAUUACUUAAUCUUCUGUCUCUCUCUUGUCCUGCUGAAGGAUCUAAAACUUGAAAAAUAUCCCCUUCUUUUGCAGGUGGUUAGGAAGAACUUAUCAUGUCAAUAGGUUAAUGAUGGGUAUGUCCUUUGUAACUUAGUCACAGUAUACAUUAAUUUAGCAGCUUUUCUUCACCAAGAGCUUCAAAGUGCCCAUUCUUCCUGUGGAAACAAUCUCCUAUGUGUGUCUGCCUCUGCAAACACUGAGCUGGACAGUCACUCUUUGGGUGACUAUACAGUAUUGCAUAAAAGGGCUUGGAGGAUUGAGCCAAAAUAUAGGUAGCUGAGAGAAAGAAGCUCUAAAGAGAGAUGAAGGGGAGGGAGGUUACAGAAAGAGUGCUCCAUGAAAGAGUGUUCCAUCAAAUACAGGAGUAAUAGAGGACAAAGAGGAAGAUGUGUUGAGGAGAAAGGAGGACAAAGAAAGAAAUGCGGUUUGCGAAUAGUACGGGCAGAACUUGUGAUAAAAAGUGAAAUAAAAGAGCAGCUUUAGGGCAGCCCGUAUUGCCCUACUCUGUGAGUCUGAUCAGCUGCUAAUGUAGCAGGACAUGGUUACAGCAGGACCUGGUUACAGCACCUAUGGUGUUCCCCAGUCUUUGGAACAAAGGUAGCAGCAAGUUGUUGAGGUAUAGAGCACCUGGGUUACCAUUCCCCCAUCUCUGGGCUGGGAAGUUCCGACUCUUGCCUUGUGUUUUUCAGCUCCGGCAGAAGAUAGAAGCUGCUCCUGGCAGAACCCCUGGGUCUUCCUUGUUUCUGUCCUUGCCAUCAAAACUGUCUUUCUGACCAUCUGCAUUGUUGUUUUCCUUCAUGGAAGCGAUGGCCAGUACAAGACUCUGCUCCAGAAUGCU